Molecule: messenger RNA, 1467 nt
Organism: Penicillium diatomitis
Lineage: Eukaryota; Fungi; Ascomycota; Eurotiomycetes; Eurotiales; Aspergillaceae
Product: glycoside hydrolase family 1 protein
Exons: 2
Coding region: 1-1467 (488 amino acids)
Biological process (GO): carbohydrate metabolic process
Molecular function (GO): beta-glucosidase activity
Source: RefSeq, a predicted model, not a curated record
AUGAACCUGAAAGCAGUUGAAGAUCUCAAAGGCACUCUCCGUCCUGAUUUCUUUCAUGGCUAUGCAACAGCCGCUGCCCAAAUCGAAGGCGCAUGGAAUCAAGAUGGAAAGGGACUCUCCAUCUGGGACACUUUCGGCCAUACUCCCGGUAAGGUCUCCGAUGGAAGUACAGCGGAUGACGCAACGCGAGCAUAUGACUUUUACCGUGAAGACGUGGCUCUGAUGAAGUCAUACGGUGUGAAUGCCUAUCGAUUCUCUCUGGCCUGGUCACGGAUCAUUCCGCUCGGCGGUCACGACGAUCCAGUAAAUGAACAGGGUGUUGAGUUCUAUUCGAAUUUGAUCGACGAGCUUCUCCGUCACGGCAUCACACCUUUUGUCACCCUGUUCCACUGGGACACGCCCCAGGCGCUUGAAGACCGGUAUGGUGGCAUGCUUGAUCAGGAGCUCUUUACGCGGGACUUUGUACGAUAUGCCCGAGUGUGCUUCGAACGGUUUGGUGACCGCGUCAAGCACUGGAUCACUUACAAUGAGCCUGGUGUGUAUACACUGGCCGGUUAUGCUGCGGGCGUUCAUGCUCCAGGUCGGUCAUCUUUUCGAGAACGCAAUGCCGAAGGCGACUCCUCCACCGAACCAUUCAUUGUGGCUCACACGGAGCUGGUCUCGCAUGGUCAUGCAUCGCGACUGUACCGCGAGGAGUUUCAACCGCAACAAAAAGGGACCAUCGGAAUCACCCUGCAUGGCAACUGGUCGGAGCCAUGGGAUGAAGAAGAUCCUCUUGAUCAGGAAGCGGCAGAACGAGCGCGCGAAUUUGAAAUCGCCUGGUUUGCCGACCCCCUCUAUAAAACGGGGGAUUACCCCGCGUCGAUGCGAGCGCAGCUGGGGGAUCGCUUGCCCCGCUUCACGCCCGAAGAAAGCAGGCUCGUGCUAGGCAGCUCGGAGUUCUACGGCAUGAAUAGCUACACGACUUUCUUUGUCAAGCACAAGACAACACCACCCGACAUCAAUGACCACAAGGGAAAUAUCGAAAGUCUCGACGAGAACAAACAAGGUAUUCCCCGCGGCGAAGAGUCUGACACGCCUUGGCUUCGGGCCGCGCCGACGGGAUUCCGUAAACUUUUGAAUUGGAUCUGGAAACGUUAUCAGAUGCCCAUCUAUGUCACUGAAAAUGGAACCACCGCCAAGGGAGAAGUGGCACCGACACCUGAGGUGCUCAAUGAUACCUUCCGCAUCAAGUUUUUCGAAGGCUACGUGGGUCAGGCACUUGCUCGAGCUGUCAAAGAAGACGGUGUGGACAUUCGGUCUUAUUUUGCAUGGACGUUCACCGACAAUUGGGAAUGGGCUGCCGGAUACUCGGACCGAUUUGGGUGCACAUUCAUCGAUUUUGAAUCCGAAAAAAAGACUCGAUAUCCGAAACAGUCUGCGUUUUACUUGGACAAGCUGUUUAAGCAUUUGAUUCAACAAGAAUAG